AUGUUUAAACAAUUAUUCAAACCCACAACAACAACAACAACAACAACAACCUUAAUUAAACGUUUCAUGUCGGCCUCUACACCAAUUAAGAACUCACCAUUUAAAGCUAAAGUAACGUCAAUUGAACCUUUAACUAAUGGGAAAUGGAUUCAAACCAAAAAAAUCAAUUAUGAUGACCCUAAUGGUAAUUCUCGAGUAUGGGAAAUGGCCAUUAGAACAACAAGAUCAACUACAACUAAUAUAGAUGCUGUAUCAAUUGUAUCAAUCUUACAUAAUCAUGCAAACGAUUCUAAAGAAAUAGUGCUUGUUAAACAAUUCCGUCCACCAACUGAACAAGUAGUCAUUGAAUUACCAGCAGGAUUAAUUGAUCCUAAUGAAUCAAUAGAAUCUACAGCUAUAAGAGAAUUAAUUGAAGAAACCGGUUAUUAUGGAACGUUCAAAUCUCAAUCAAUUCCUAUAUUUAGUGAUCCGGGAUUAACUAAUGCCAAUAUGGUAUUAGCUUAUGUUGAUGUUGAUUUAAAUGAUCCUAAAAAUCAAUCACCACAACCAAAAUUAGAACCAGGUGAAUUUAUAAUCACUUUUACUUUACCUUUAAAUAAUUUAUUACAUUCAUUAGAAGAAAUUUGUGAAAAAGAAAAUUGUACUAUAGAUGCUAGAUUGUAUCAUUUUGCUAAAGGUUUAGAACUUGCCCAACAAUUGUAA
Molecule: messenger RNA, 702 nt
Organism: Candida albicans SC5314
Lineage: Eukaryota; Fungi; Ascomycota; Pichiomycetes; Serinales; Debaryomycetaceae
Gene: YSA1
Product: ADP-ribose diphosphatase
Exons: 1
Coding region: 1-702 (233 amino acids)
Biological process (GO): ribose phosphate metabolic process; nucleoside phosphate metabolic process
Cellular component (GO): nucleus
Molecular function (GO): ADP-ribose diphosphatase activity
Source: RefSeq, a predicted model, not a curated record